AUGCUAGUAAAAGAUAAUAUUAGAAGCAAAAGAGAAGCCAGUUUCUCUACAGAUGCAACAGCAACUGGCAAGAAGUCUGGUCAAAGUUACUAUGACAAUUAUGCCCAAAUUAAACCAGGUUUUCCAUUACCAAAAGAACAUACAGAAAAUAUAGAUUCAGAACAAUCAGUUUCUCCUGUCAGAAAAAGCAAAUACGAGGGUGCUGGUAAUAGUUACAUGAGCAGAAAGAGAGGUGACAAAUUAGGUUUCUUAGACAGGAAGAAUAAUGAAUAG
Messenger RNA from Vanderwaltozyma polyspora DSM 70294, 273 nucleotides. RefSeq names its product Coi1p (gene COI1). The record is from RefSeq and is a predicted model, not a curated record. NCBI's taxonomy places the organism in Eukaryota, Fungi, Ascomycota, Saccharomycetes, Saccharomycetales, Saccharomycetaceae. The coding region runs from base 1 to 273 and encodes 90 amino acids. The transcript has a single exon.